AUGUCGACGCCAUUGUCGCCCUCUUCGGCUCCCUUCUCCUUCAACGCCAGAACGCCCUCGUCUGCCCGUCAUCGUGCCGUCAGCAACCUGUCGCAAAUUUCCCCGAAGUCGCCUCUCGUCACCAUGGAGGACUCCGCCGUCGAUUCGCCCAGCUCGCCCUUCAUAUCUCUUGUCGACCAGGAGAAUCUGCCGCCCCGCGCAGACUCUCAGAUGGACAAGACCGGGGAUUUGAAAAUCUUCGAUGACGAAAAAACAACCCAGUCUGUGCGGAAAGUGUCCGCCGACGUUCUUUCGCCCAUCAAGACAUCGCGCAUCAACAGCCGUUCGCCAAGCAAGCGUUUUUCUGUCGCUGAGCCGCAAUUCGAUACUGUUAGGUCUCCUCAGGCCGCUACGCCAAUUGAAGCCGAGCCUACCUUGCGCGACAACGAAGGGCUCACUAUGGCCAUUGACGCCAUGGAAACAGAGAAGGCGAAUGCAACCUUCAGCGACAUUUCCUACUACCACAAUCCGACCGAGUCCAUUGAUGACCAGUCCGAUGCAGACGAUAUCGACAACACCUGCUUCAGUACAUUUUCCGAGAUUCCGAACGCAGACAUGACUGCCUUCGCCCAGCUUGGACACAAGAGUCCGACGAAGCAACUUUUCGCAAACGUAAAGACCCCUCGAAAGACCCCGGGUACUCCGGGCACUGCUCGCAAGCGCGAGUACCACGGUUACGACAGGUCUCCUUCCCCGACCCCACGUCGCCACAAGAGUCCGACUGUACAGGAGAGGGAUGGCGACACAACGAACUUGCUCUUGGACUUCACUGAGCAAUUUCACGCUUUUUCCGGCUCAAGUCGCAGGUCUCCUACCAAGCGCCACUCGCCCUCGAAAUCCACUGGCGGCGAAGCGAGCUUACGAAACUUUUUGAACAACCAGCGCUCGCCCGCAAAGAAUGCUGCCGAGCCAUCCACUCCCCGGAGACAGAGCAACCUUAUGAACCUCCUCGACUUUGAACUUCCCCCGAUGCCGACCCCGAGGUCCAUCCCUACCAUCACCGUGCGCGAGAUGGAGUCUAUGAAGUCCAAUUAUCAGUCGCAAAUAUCCUCCCUCACGGCUACGCUCAGCGGCCGUGCUGCCGAAGUCGAGAGUCUGAAGAAGGCUGUCGCCGACGCUGAGCGCAGGGUUGGUGAGGCGCAGGAGCAAGUUCGCGAAGAGACGGCUGCCCGCGAACACGCCGAGAGGGAAAAGUCCGAAUGGGAGAGACGUGGCGUAGAGGUCGAGGAUGUCCUUCGCAGCAUCCGUGAAGAAGUUUUCAAGAGCGACAAAGAGCGCGAAGAGCUUCUUCGCAAGCUCGAAGAGAGUGAUCGCAGGGCCGAAGAGGCGGAAGCACGCGCUGCAGAGACCGAGACGCGGGCUCUCGAAGCCGAGAGCAAGGUUGUUGAUCAGAGCAUCAUGACAACUGCUGAUAGUGGCGAUAACAGCCCGCGCUACACUGCUGAGGAGGUCCAGCGGCAGAUCGACGAAAAGGUCGCGACACUGUGCCGUGAGCUACACGUCGUGUACAAGAAGAAGCACGAGACGAAGGUCGCAGCGCUAAAGAAGUCCUACGAGUCGAAGGCUGAGAAAAAGCACGUUGAACUUACACACAAGGUCGAAGAACUCAGCAAGCAGAUCGAGCAUCUUCAAUCCCGCAGAAACGACACUCUCUCAGGAUCCCUGCCUGAAGGCUUCGACCCUCGCGCUGCCGCCAACCGCGAGGCAGACCAAAAGCGCCUCGAGGAACAGAAGUCCGAACUUGAGGAGCAGAAGACUCGUCUCGCAGGCUUGGCGGGUGAGAUCGAGGCUGCCCGUGCCGAGCGUACUCAGCUACUGCAGGAGCUCGAGAACGAGCGCCGCGAGAAGGGCGAGCUGGUGGCUGCUGUGGAUGAGAUGCUCUCAUUGCAAGCCACGGAAGCUGCCACGCCCCGACAACAGGCGGUGGUUGAGGACUUCCGCCGCAGUGUAAGUGGUGCCAGUUCCACGCCAAGAGGCAGGCCCGACAACAGCGGCCCCUCAGACUUCCGCAGCAGCGGCAUCGGCAAGCCGUCCGGUCUUCGCGGCCCUGGCUUCGGUUUCGGCGGCGGUGCUGCUGGCGAGAGUAGGAUCGGCAGGGGAGUUGGUGCAUCGGGCGUGAACAGGAGUGGAGGUGUGCCGAAGAGCAGAAUGAUGUCAAACAUCGAGCGGAUGGGAAUGAGUGGCAGGGGGCAGGAGUAG
This is a messenger RNA of Diplodia corticola, 2238 nucleotides long. Its product is annotated as microtubule protein alp7. The record is from RefSeq and is a predicted model, not a curated record. The coding region runs from base 1 to 2238 and encodes 745 amino acids. NCBI's taxonomy places the organism in Eukaryota, Fungi, Ascomycota, Dothideomycetes, Botryosphaeriales, Botryosphaeriaceae. The transcript is spliced from 2 exons.